ACAGUAGUUUGAAUACCUUGCGUGAAGUAUGUGGCGUGAAUGGUGGAAAUGAGUUUUAUUGUAAUUAUUCUACAUUAAAGAAUACAAGUUGUAUGAGGAGAAAAUUGUACUUUAAACAGAGCAUAAGUAGUGCAUUGUCUCUGCAACGUGAUUUUCUCACAUGUCUCGCGGUUUGCUCUUGAAUAGAAAGGCAGAGUGAAAUAUUAGUGAUAUAUAGAAACAAUCAUUACAGGGUAAAAACUGUUAUAUAAUUAUUUGGGAUUGUGCUUUCAACAUAGUGAAAACUGAAGAAAACGCACAGUUAGGGACGAAAUGAAAGCUCCCGUGGGAAUUGUGCUUAUAUUCCUCUCAACAUUCACUUUGGGGAAAAAUGCAACGCUCGAGGAACGAAUUAGGGAUGAUUCGGAUUUGUCACAGUUUUAUUCUCUGCUGGAGAGGAAUCAAGUAGCAAUGGCAUCGCUGAAGUACCGCUCUUUAACACUUUUCGCCCCCACAAAUGAAGCUUUUCAGCGAUUCACUGGCAACACAACGCACGUCCUCUAUCACAUUUCAACGGUGGCCACAACACUGGAACAACUGGGUACAACAAUAUCGUCGGAUUUGGAAGGGAACCCACCUUUGUACAUAACAAGGAGAGGGAAAGCGUCACAGGAGCAGAUUUUUAUAAACAAUGCCCUCGUCCUGCGUUCUAGGUCCAAUGUACAAUUACAAAAUUCAGAUGGGAGAAAGCAAGUACUCCAUGUAAUUGAUGAUGUUCUGCAACCCCUCACGGUACUCCCAUCUUCAUCCAUUGAGCUAUUCAGCCCGGAUGCCUUUCAAUUUUUGACUUAUUCCGAAAGUUUAGACGUAAAUUCCCACCGUAUGCGCUCAUAUCGUGAAAAGGUGAUUAUGAAUAAGAAGGAAAAUGUAUUCCAAGCCGUUGGGAGUCACACCUUUUUCAUUCCCGUUGAUGAAGGAUUUAAGCCACCACCAAGAGCAGACUUGUUCGACAAAAAGGUCAUCGACGGGCACGUUAUUCCCAAUCUUGUGCUCUUUACGGCUGCCGCUCCCUAUGGGGACCCUCUGCGCACGCUGGCCUUCGAGGACAAUUUAAAAGUGCAAAUCACGUUUUCGCAGUCUGAUAGCAAACCCCCCAAAAUUUACGUGACAUCGAACACCAUGAUUGGGGAUGGGAAGCACACACCUGGGAAUGUCCUGGCGGAAGUUGUGAAGGCGAAUAUUCCGGUGAAGAAUGGUGUUGUUCACCUCAUCAGUAAACCAUUGAUGAUUGUUGACAAUACAGUUAAAGAAUUUCUAGAGUCUUUCGAGGACAAGGAUGAUGGGCCCCUUAAUAAAUUCUACGAGGUCAUUAUGAAAGUGGGCAGUGACUUUAUGCAGAGUAUCAACGGGAUGAAAAAUGUAACACUCUUUGCACCGAGCAAUGAAGCCUGGGCAACAUCUAAUUUGGACAACUUAAUAAAGGACAAGGAUAGAAUGCGUGAUAUCCUGAACCUGCACAUUGUGAAGGACAGGCUGACAAUUGAUAAGAUUAAGAAGAAUAAUGUUAAUGCGAUUUCCCAAGUUCCCACGAAUGCUGAUAAGAAGUUCCUGUACUUCAACGUAAUCACUGACCAGGAUAACAAUGAAACUAUAACAGUUGAGGGUGGAGGAGUAAAUGCCACCCUGAUUCAGGCCGACAUUGCCGCAACAAAUGGAUAUGUACACAUCAUUGACCGAGUUCUUGGCAUACCCUACACCACUGUGUAUGAGAAACUAAAGUCGGAUCCCAUGUUAAAUAAAACAUACCAUUUGGGCAUGCUUCCUCGCUUCAAUGAACAACUUGAUAAUGUGCGGAGAAAGUACACAUUUUUCGUGCCACGAGACAAAGCCUGGCGCAAUUUGGAGAGAACCUGGCCCUCAACCUACAAGAAACUCUUUAUGCCAGCUUUUUCAUACCAUGCAUCUUCCAUCCUUGAGCAUCACUUGAUCCUUGCCGAUAGAUCCUACACUAUGGCUGAUCUGAAGGCCUUGGCCAAUGAUUCUGUUGUUGUCUUAUCAGCCAUGAGGGGUAUUCUCAAACUUAAGAUCCGUGAAGAAGAUCGACAAGAAGAUAAUCAUAUGUAUAAUCCGCAUCAUCAAGAACAGCAAGUUUAUAAUUCUGGAUAUGCAAUCCAAUUUAACAAUCGAUGGAUUAAUGUUUUCCGUCCGGAUGUGGAAUGUACAAAUGGGGUCAUCCAUGUAAUUGAUUUUCCACUAAUGGAGGAAAGUGAUAUGAAGAUCAACGUGGCCUCAGUCUCAUCAACAGCCACUCUUAUUAAAAGUUCUUUAAUACAAAUAAUUGUAUUGCUAGGCAUUUUUAAAAUUCUCUGUACGAAAUACAAUUGAUUUCAGCAUUAUUUCUACUAAAGAUUUACUUCUUGUAGAGUUUUUCCCCCCUGAAGAAUAUGUUGAGAAAUCAACUUUAAUCAGAUUGAAAAGAAAAAAAAUUUGUCCCAGUUUAUUUUUGUGUGCAGAAAAAUGCAUUAAUGAUGGAAACUGCCAGUAAAUUGGAUUUAAAUGAAGAGAAUCAUGAUAAAAUAAAGUUAUUCAAAAUAUAAAAUCACCAUCAUUUCCUUGAAAAAAAAAAAUAAAGGGAAAAAGAAAAUAACAUAAAUAAUUUAAACAUCGCAACAUGCGCAUGUAUUUUAUGUGUGAAAGUUUUUCUUUAAAAAUCAAUUUUCUUUUAUACCAAAUAUAUUAUAUAAUUUAGUACAAGUUUAAGUGAAUAUUUUUUAAAUUUAAAUUAACUAGGUAUCCCAAUAGAAAGUGUGAAAAAAAUUAUUCCCGUUGCAACAUAAAACCGUAUAAUGUACCUAUAUUUUUCUAAAUCAUAAUAAAACCCUGAAAAAAAAACAGAGAUGUUUAUUAUCACAAAAAAAAGAAUAUCCCGCGAAAAAUAUUAUAUUUAUGAGAAAAAACAUUAAAAGAAAAGAAAAAUAAGAAAAUGUAAAGCUUAACUAUUAUUUUUAUAACUUUGCAUAACUGAUUUUAACAAGUUGUAAUGCGAUAUCACUUAUAAGUAAGGUAAAAAAAAUUGUAGCUAUAUAUUCAUUGAAGAAAAAAAAACGAAAUAAAUUAUUCUAAAAUAGUUAAAGUCAUAAAUAGAAAAAUUAUCUAUCACUUAUUGCCUUUCAAAUUAAAUGAGGAAUGAUGAAAAAAAAUGAAGAAAAAAUUGUGAAACAUGUAGAAAUUUAUUUGAACAAUAAUGUGUAAUAAAAUGUUAGGAUAAAUCAAGUAAUUAAAUAUAAUAUUAAAUUAAAUUCCAUGCAAUUUUCUCGAUUAGUUUAGAUUAAUAUGUGGAAAGUGCAUCAUUUUGUAAAAGGAAGGAAGCAAACAUGCGUGUGAAAUAUGAUAAUAACUAUAAAAUCAGUUUGUAAUAAAAUUUUCAUUUGACACGAAUUUUGAAUAUUAAGAUUAUAUUUUUAGUCCAGUUUUAGUACACUCCUAAAUUUUAUUAUUUUAUAAAUCAUUUUGUAUUUAUUAAAUUAUAGUUUGUACAUUUUUUUUAAAUGUAUUUUUCAAAGUGUCUCACACAGGCAAGUGUAUGAUAAUGAAGAAAUAUUCCUAGAAACCAAAAAAAUAAAAUAAUUUGCUGAAAAUAGAAGAAAUCUUGAAUGUUAAACAAUCAAAAUUAAAGAAAAUAAAAAAAAAACAUUAGAAAUAUGAAAUGAAAUAUUUUUGAAGGCAAAAAAGGAAAAUAUAGGAAAUGCUUAUUAUCAACAGAAAAGUAAAUAUAAAAAAAAACACAGAAUGAUAAUUUGCAAUUUUUUUUUAUAUUAUAAUUUUAAUUCAUAAUAUUUUCCAUUAUCAGCUUUCAAAUGAAGAAAAGAAAAUAUAAUAAAUGAAAAUAUUUUUCUUAUGAUAAACACAAGGAAAUUUAAUGCAUUAUACGCUAAUAUGAACCACGUUCAAUGAUUAACAUUAAUAAAAAAUAAUAAAUAGCCAUCGAUUUAUAAUUAAAUGUAAUAUUUUGAAUGCUAGAAUUGUAAAAUGGAUCAUUGAUGAAAAAAAGAGAUGAAUAAAUUAUUUUCUUGCCUCAAAAA
This is a messenger RNA of Lutzomyia longipalpis, 4061 nucleotides long. It is a transcript of the gene Fas1, whose product is annotated as fasciclin-1. The record is from RefSeq and is a predicted model, not a curated record. Gene Ontology annotation, molecular function: cell adhesion molecule binding. Gene Ontology annotation, cellular component: extracellular matrix. Gene Ontology annotation, biological process: cell adhesion; extracellular matrix organization. Lineage: Eukaryota; Metazoa; Arthropoda; Insecta; Diptera; Psychodidae. Bases 313 to 2364 code for a protein of 683 amino acids. The transcript is spliced from 14 exons.